AUGAAGCUUAAGCUCUCUUACUUUUCUGGAUUCUGUGGAGGAUUUCUUUUUCUGCAAGUGAUGAUGUCUUCAGAGAAACUGAUGGUAACUACUCCCACAAGACAUGUGUUAGCUAGAGUAGGAGGCCAGGCUGAGCUCAGCUGCCAGGUGACCCCACCAUGCAGUGUGGAGUCCAUGGAGGUGCACUGGUUAAGGAGUGGCCAUUUCCUGUACAGAGGUAGCCAUGGAGCUCAUGGGGCAGCUGUCCCUGAAUAUGUGAACCGCACAGAGUUUGUGAAAGAUGCCAUUGGGAAGGGCCGAGUGGUCCUCAGAAUUCAUAAUAUCCACAUUUCUGAUGAUGGGCUUUACCAAUGUUUUAAUGAGAGUGGCUUCAUUGAUGUGGCCAGCUUGAACCUCAGUGUGGCAGCAGUUGGAUUGGAGACAUGGAUCCAUGUUCAGACUCCUGAUACUCAAGGAGUCUUGGUAGAGUGUAACUCAGCAGGGUGGUUCCCCCAGCCCCAAAUGGAGUGGAGAGACAGUGGGGGGGGGGAACUUCCACCUUCAUCAAAAUCAUAUUCACAGGAUAAAGCCAGAUUUUUCCACAUGAAGAUGACUCUUCUCACAAACCGGUCACAGGGCAGUAUCAUGUGCUGUAUUUUCAACCCUGUAACAGGAGAAGAGAAACAAACAAUUAUCAUCCUAGCAAGGGAGUAUUGUUGGGUUGGAUGGUUGAUCUGA
Molecule: messenger RNA, 717 nt
Organism: Arvicola amphibius (Eurasian water vole)
Lineage: Eukaryota; Metazoa; Chordata; Mammalia; Rodentia; Cricetidae
Product: selection and upkeep of intraepithelial T-cells protein 8-like
Biological process (GO): T cell receptor signaling pathway; regulation of cytokine production
Cellular component (GO): external side of plasma membrane
Molecular function (GO): signaling receptor binding
Source: RefSeq, a predicted model, not a curated record